AUGGCGCGGAUGAACCGGCCGGCCCCCGUGGAGGUCAGCUACAAGCACAUGCGUUUCCUCAUCACGCACAACCCCACCAGCGCCACCCUCGGCAGCUUCAUCGCGGACCUGAAGAAGUAUGGGGCCACCACCGUGGUGCGCGUGUGCGAAGUGACCUACGACAAGGCCCCGCUGGAGGAGGACGGCAUCACCGUCGUGGACUGGCCGUUUGACGACGGGGCGCCUCCACCCGGCAGAGUGGUGGAGGACUGGCUGAGGUUGCUGAAGACCAAGUUCUGUGACGACCCCGGCAGCUGCGUGGCUGUGCACUGCGUGGCCGGCCUGGGACGGGCUCCGGUCCUCGUGGCUCUGGCCCUCAUCGAGAGUGGGAUGAAGUAUGAGGACGCCAUCCAGUUCAUCCGACAGAAGCGGCGUGGAGCCAUCAACAGCAAACAGCUUACCUACCUGGAAAAAUACCGGCCUAAGCAGAGACUGCGGUUCAAGGACCCACACGCGCACAAGACCAAGUGCUGUGUCAUGUAG
Messenger RNA from Lipotes vexillifer (Yangtze River dolphin), 522 nucleotides. It is a transcript of the gene PTP4A3, whose product is annotated as protein tyrosine phosphatase 4A3. Gene Ontology annotation, biological process: protein dephosphorylation. NCBI's taxonomy places the organism in Eukaryota, Metazoa, Chordata, Mammalia, Artiodactyla, Lipotidae. Bases 1 to 522 code for a protein of 173 amino acids. The record is from RefSeq and is a predicted model, not a curated record. The transcript is spliced from 5 exons.